AUGAAAUAUUUAAUUUUAUUUGCCCUAUUGGCCUUGGCUGCCGCCAACGAUGAUGAAGUCCAUGCCGAAAUUAAGGCAUUGAAGUCGGAUGUCCGCCCAGAUGGUUUCGAUUAUAAUUUGGAGACAAGCAACAACAUUCACCAGGAGGCUGCCGGUGAUGAACAUGGCAAUAUGCAUGGCUCCUAUGAGUACGUCUCACCUGAAGGUGAACACAUCAAGGUCACCUAUGUAGCCGAUGAAAAUGGCUAUCAUCCUGAAAGUGAUAUCCUACCCACGCCACCACCAAUUCCCGAAGCUAUCCUUAAGGCUAUCGAAUAUAUUAAGGCUCAUCCACCAGCAGCUGAUCCAGAACAUUAGGCG
Molecule: messenger RNA, 360 nt
Organism: Musca vetustissima
Lineage: Eukaryota; Metazoa; Arthropoda; Insecta; Diptera; Muscidae
Product: larval cuticle protein 2-like
Exons: 2
Coding region: 1-357 (118 amino acids)
Cellular component (GO): chitin-based extracellular matrix
Molecular function (GO): structural constituent of chitin-based larval cuticle
Source: RefSeq, a predicted model, not a curated record